UCAACACUUCGUCGUGAAGGUGGGUCAUUGUGAAAUGACAGCGCCGAACCAACCAGGCGCACAGCACACCGCCACCAGCGGCGGCAGUCGCAUGCAACGCGCAAGCGAGAUGGCGUGUCUGUGACAUGUGCCAAUGGCCAUGUGCGCGCAGUUAGAGUGGUCGUCUCGCUCUGGCGCUCUGGAACCCCUGCUCGUCGUACUGGGCGCCGGUGCGCAUUUUUGCGUUUGAAAGAAACAGGUCGAAGCACGCAAAAGACCCGCGGAAAUGGAAAUGCUGCUGCUGCUCGCUGCUUGUCGGCCGGCGACAGCUGCGAGGCACGUGUGCUCGUCAUCGCACCCAAAUACAGUUGCCAGCUGAGGGCUGCUGUGCUCCUGUUACUUAGUGUCAUAUUUCGCACAAAAGUUCGUUCGUAUUUUUCUGCUACAAUUUACGAUUUAGACGAGAGAGCGAGCGAGAGCGAGUGAACGAGCCGCGCUGCCAGAGACGUUGGAAUUUGAAUUUGAAUCCCAGUGGCGAAGAUGUCGAAGAAGAAAUUAGAUAUGUACAUAUGUAGUACACCUAUAUACAUAUACAUACGUAUGUGUGCACAUUCGUGAGUAAUUUGAGCCGUGAAAAAAUGUCUUAAGACGCGGAUAAGCGCAUUUAAUCCAGGCUAAGUGCGCUCGAAGACACCGCGACAAUUUUUAAUCACCUUAAUUAAAUUCCAUGCCCUCACCCAAGGAGCACUAUAAAAAUGCCGUUGCCCAGCAUGUCAGAUGUCAGCCAAAAGGCGAGACGUCAAUGGAGAGCAUGUGCCUCCACCGAAAUUAGUCGGCAACUAAAAUAGUUCAAGUGAAAAUCCUCCGACAAAAUGUAUCUCGGCGGGCAGGACAAUUUGGCCGGUCCGCAGUCGUAUGCGAGUUUCCUGAACGAUAGCUCGGGCGAUGCAAGUGGCGCUGUGUUGCCCUUGGGCCAGGACUAUCCGGCGGAGUAUCAGCACAUGAUACUCGCUCAUUGGCGUGGCUUUCGUACGCCUCCCAUUUACCAUCGUGCCGGCCUUUACAUUGCCUACUUUGUGCUUAUGAUCAUCAAUAUUUUUGGCAAUGGAUUGGUCAUCUGGAUAUUCACGACUUCCAAGUCCCUGCGCACGCCCUCAAAUUUGUUAAUUUUAAAUCUGGCCGUUUUUGAUCUGUUCAUGUGCACGAAUAUGCCGCAAUAUUUGAUCAACGCUGCCGUUGGCUAUGUGGUCGGUGGCGAGUUGGGCUGUGACAUCUAUGCGGUAUGCGGGGGCAUUUCUGGGAUGGGUGCCUCGAUAACAAAUGCAUUCAUUGCAUUCGAUCGCUAUAAGACCAUAUCGAAUCCAAUUGAUGGCCGCUUGAGUUAUGGACAAAUCAUUAUGUGUAUUAUGUUCACCUGGUUGUGGGCAACACCAUUUUCGGUGCUACCCUUUUUUCAGAUCUGGGGCCAAUAUAAGCCAGAAGGAUACCUGACGACUUGCAGUUUCGAUUAUUUGACAAACACCGAUGAGAUUCGCUUGUUUGUGCGCACCAUAUUUGUCUGGUCGUAUGCCAUACCGAUGACAAUGGUUCUUACUUCAUAUUAUAAGCUAUUCACCCAUGUCCGCAGCCAUGAGAGGAUGUUGGCUGAACAGGCCAAGAAAAUGAAUGUGAAAUCUCUCUCGGCAAAUGCGAGCAACGAAUCGAUGAGUGUGGAACUGAGGAUUGCCAAAGCAGCACUGAUUAUCUACAUGCUCUUUGUGAUAGCCUGGACGCCGUAUUCUGUGGUCGCAUUGAUUGGUUGCUUUGGGGAGCAGCAGUUGCUGACGCCAUUUGUUACCAUGGUGCCUGCAUUGGCCUGCAAAGGGGUGUCCUGCCUCGAUCCCUGGGUGUAUGCCACAAGCCAUCCCAAGUAUCGCCUCGAACUGGAACGUCGGCUACCUUGGCUGGGCAUACGGGAGAAACAAUAUGCUAGCUCUGGCUCCACAGGCGGACAGGAGAGUGUGGCCAGUGUGAGUGGCGAUACGCUGGCUAUGAGCGUUCAAAACUAAUGGAUUUGACUUGGAUAUGGAUAUUAAUUAGGGAUAAUAAUACAGCUAUAGACUAUAUCUCACACGCAAUGAACUGCAAAGAGUUCCAAAAAUAAACAAACCAAAAAAAGUUGGCAUUCAAAAAUCGA
This is a messenger RNA of Drosophila grimshawi, 2155 nucleotides long. It is a transcript of the gene Rh5, whose product is annotated as opsin Rh5. The coding region runs from base 852 to 2027 and encodes 391 amino acids. Gene Ontology annotation, cellular component: membrane. Gene Ontology annotation, molecular function: G protein-coupled receptor activity. The transcript has 3 exons. Gene Ontology annotation, biological process: G protein-coupled receptor signaling pathway. The record is from RefSeq and is a predicted model, not a curated record. Lineage: Eukaryota; Metazoa; Arthropoda; Insecta; Diptera; Drosophilidae.